This is a messenger RNA of Oryza sativa Japonica Group (Japanese rice), 2262 nucleotides long. RefSeq names its product cytochrome P450 CYP94D108. The record is from RefSeq and is a predicted model, not a curated record. NCBI's taxonomy places the organism in Eukaryota, Viridiplantae, Streptophyta, Magnoliopsida, Poales, Poaceae. Gene Ontology annotation, molecular function: oxidoreductase activity, acting on paired donors, with incorporation or reduction of molecular oxygen; monooxygenase activity; heme binding.
GGACAAACCUGACGUUGGCACUACAGCAGCCCGUGCACAAGAACACAACAAGAUCACGAGUUUCACGAGUGGCCAUGGCGACACCACCGCAACAGUUUCACUAAUCACCAGUCAUUACACUCUGCCAUUUCCUUAUCCAGUUAUCUGGUACUCCUACCUGCUUAAUUCGCUCGAAGUACAGAUGAAACAGAUUAUUAAUCUCAAAUUCGUCGUCCUCGCAAAUCGGAUCAGCAUGGCUGCCAUCCUGCUGCUGCUGCUCGUGUUCUUGGUGAGUGUGGCCUUGGUUGUUCGAACAUGGAGUGCUAGUAGGAGAUCUCAUGAGAAGGCGCGGUAUGCGACGGCCGAGCUGCGGCCGUAUCCGCUGGUCGGCCACCUGCCGCAGUUCCUCGCCAACCGGCACCGCAUCCUGGACUGGAUGACGGAGGUGCUGUCGCGGCAGCCGACGCGCACGUUCGUGCUCCGCCGCCCCGGCGGCGUGCGGGGCGUGAUCACCGCGAACCCGGCGAACGUGGAGCGCUUCCUCCGAUCCGGGUUCGACAACUACCCCAAGGGCGAGCGCUUCGCGUCGCUGCUGCACGACUUCCUCGGGCGCGGCAUCUUCAACGCUGACGGCGAGGCGUGGCGGUCGCAGCGCAAGGCGGCGAGCUACGAGUUCAACACGCGGUCGCUCCGCGCCUUCGUGGCGCGGUGCGUGCACGGGGAGCUGCACGGGCGCCUCCUCCCGCUGCUGCGGCGCGCCGCGGCGGAGGGCCGCGCCAUCGACCUCCAGGACGCGCUCGAGCGCUUCGCGUUCGACAACAUCUGCCGUGUCGCCUUCGACCACGACCCCGGCCAGCUCCCUGACGCCAGCGGCGGCGGCGCUCUCGCGGAGGCCGACGAUGGCUCCACUGCCAGCGGCAGGUUCGCCGACGCGUUCCGCGACGCCGCUAAUCUCAGCGCGGGGCGGUUCCGGUAUGCUGUCCCGUGGUUCUGGAGGGUGAAGAAGGCGCUCCACAUUGGGUCCGAGCGGCGGCUGCGCGAGUCCAUCGCCAUCGUCCACGACUUCGCCGACCGCAUCAUCCGGUCGCGGCGGGAGGAGAUACGCGCCGGCCUCGAGAAGCACGACCUCCUGUCCCGGUUCAUGGCGAGCCACGACGAGUCGUACACCGAGGUGGCCCUCCGCGACGUCGUCAUCAGCUUCCUCCUCGCGGGGCGGGAGACCACGUCGUCGGCGCUCACCUGGUUCUUCUGGCUUCUCUCCUCUCGCCCGGACGUGGAGCGGCGCAUCCGCGAAGAAGUCGCCACGGUGCGCGCACGCCGUGGCGACGGCGACGUCGACAGGGUCGGCUUCGACCUGGACGAGCUGAGAGAGAUGCAGUACGUGCACGCCGCAAUCACGGAGUCGAUGCGCCUCUACCCGCCGGUGCCGGUGGACUCGCUGCAUGCGCAGGAGGACGACGUCCUGCCGGACGGCACGGCGGUGGAGGCCGGGUGGUUCGUGGCGUACAACUCGUACGCCAUGGGGCGCAUGGAGUCCGUGUGGGGCAAGGACGCGGCGGAGUUCCGGGCGGAGCGGUGGCUGGAGGACGCGGCGGCGGCGACGUUCCGGCCGGAGAGCCCGUUCCGGUACGUGUCGUUCCACGGCGGGCCGAGGGUGUGCCUCGGGAAGGAGAUGGCGUACAUACAGAUGAAGUCCAUCAUCGCCUGCGUGCUCCAGGAGCUCGAGCUCGCCGUCGACGGCGCGUACCGGCCGCGGCAGGUGACGUCACUGACGCUGCGAAUGGCGGAUGGGCUCCCCACUAGGGUGAAAGUUAGAGGCAAUUGAAUGUGACAUUUGGGCUUGUGGACCAUGGCCCGUAGCAGAAAGAAACAGUUUCCCAUGCAGAUGAUGGUGCCGAUCUCUAAACUUCUUACCAGGCCGAAUAUAGAACCGUCCGAAUAAUUGGGCCGGGCCUAAAGCUACGUUGGUGGCACGUCCUGGGCCUAUUCAUACAGCUGCUGUAUGUAAAUGCUUUUCAUUUUCUCUUUGGGAAGAUCAUGACACGUAUGUCAUUAGUCAUUACUAGUACUCAUUAGAUAGUCACGGAUUCAAUGAAAUCUAGGGCGCUUGAUGGGAGAUGCAAUUGCGGCAGACCGCUGAACAACCUUGAACCGGUCAUUAUCAUUUGAAAGGAAUACUGGAAAAUGAUCAUUUGCUUUGCUUGCUUAGGUCUUCUUUGGAACUAGACAUCAGGUGAAACCUAAACCUGUAUCUUCAAGGCAAGGGAGCGAGUUCUUUACUUC